AUGCGCCACAUAUACCACCGCAAGUUUCUAGCCUACUUAUUAUCUCUUCUACUCUCUCUGAAAUCCGUGUCCACUUUCUUUUUCCCUCCACUCGGCGGAGGCGGUGGCGGCGGAGGAUGUGGCUGUGGUUGCGGAUGUGCUCCAAUGUGUGGCCCAAGCUGUGGUGGAUUUGGCGGAGGCUUUCAACAACCCUGCCUAGCCCAGCCAGCUUUUGCUCAACCAAUGGGGUGUGGAUCGGGUUGUGGCGGAGGCUUUGGCGGACUUGGCGGUGGUCUCGGAGGUGGAUGUGGCUACUCAGGCGGGUGCGGAGGACUUGGAAUGCUUGGGGGAUGUUCUGGAAUGCCAUUUCAAAGUGCGCCUUUUGGUAGUAAUGGAAUUUCUACUCAACCUACUCUGCAGACUACACCAGCGCUUCAGCCGUUUGUUCAAGGGCCAGCACCAACUCAGGUUCAAACACCUGUGGCGGCGGCUCAACCACCUCCACCCGCUCCACCUGAUAACUAUGUUAACAAUCCUAGUCCUAGUUCAGAGCCGGUAUGUUAUUUAAAAUUUAUAGCAUGAUAUAUUAUGUUAGUUAUACAAAAUGAUUUUGAUUUUUUAAGUUAUACUUUUAGAGCGGUUACGAAUAUAAAAGUACAGAAUACGAUCAUGAUCAACAUGAAACACAUCCUCCACCACCUCCGCCGCCUCCUCCUAACCCACCUCCACAUCCUUAUCACAAUCAUCAUACUACUCCUGGCUAUACACCGCAUUCAACAAGCGAUUUCAAUAGCUAUGCCAAUGAUAAUGUAGGUUCAGUUCAAAGUUUUUAUGAUUUUUUUAAAAUUUUUAAAAUUUUUGAUACCUAAUUUUAUAUAAAACUGAAUUUUAUUAUGAAAAAAUAUGAAUUUAGGUCGACAAUCUAAAACCAAGUGACAUAACUUCAGUAGAAACAUUUGGCGACAAACUUGUUGUACCACCGUCUAGUACUGUUGGAUUGGUAAGAUUGGUCUUUUCAAAGGUUUUUGCUUUUAAAAUUUUGUUACAGACAAUGUUAUAGUAAAAAAUAUUUUUUUAAAGAAGAACCAUAAUUUAUAUAUAUGAUUUAAGCCCCUAACAGAAGACUUUUACGAAGACAAGGUGCCUGAAGGCGAGGAAGCCGACUCGAAUUCAACUGGAAACAAAAAAGACGUCAAAAAUGAUGUAGGUUUAUCCCAAUGAUGUUUUAAUACCUAUUUGUUAACUUUUUAUUGAGACUUUAGAGUGAUUGAAAAAAUGAUCUAUUAUAUAAAUUUUUAAAGGAUAAAUUUAAAAAAAAAACGAUAAGAAGUAAAUUUAAAAAAGGGCCUAGUAGACCCUUACACGCCACUCUGAACCAAUAGAAAACGAAUUAUUUCUUUUUUUGACAUUUCGCCGAAUCACGGUUGGUUUUAAAAUUAAAAGCUGAAAAUGUAAGAAAACUUUUAUGAAACAAUUGCAAUUGUGAAAUAACAAAAAUCAUAUAUUUUUAAAUUUACGUCUUUUAUCUGUUGAAAUUUGCCAUUUACCAUUAGUUUCUGCUACAUUUUGGUCAAAAUUGUAUAAAAAGUUUGAAUAUCAGGCGAAAAAACCGACCGAAAAACAAAAAAAAACGAAAAACGAAUAUUAUAUAAAAUUUUAAAUUUAGUUGCUAAGCCCUGAUUACUCGGAAAAUUCAUUCAAAUCAAAGGUGUCUGGUGUACCCAGUGAUCCAAUGGCAGCCGAUCCAGAUGCUACUGGAGACCCAAAGUGUAGCAGUGAGACCCUACGGUUGAUCAUGCAUGAGGUAGGAUAACUUAUUUUGACAAAACAAUAUUUUUUUAAAUUUUUAAUAUGUUUUUAGCACAAAUUUUGGAAAAAAAAAUAAUUUUUUUUUGUUUGAAAAAUUUUAAAUUUCAAUUUUUUUUACAUUUAAAUUUUUACUGAAAGUUCAAAAUUAACCAAAAUUUUUGCAAAAAUAGUCAAAUUUCACAAUUUUUUCAGAACAUAGUAUCAAGCCCCACCAUAUCAAAGCAGUUGAUCUUCAGUGCAGGCCGACUAGCUUUCGGCCAGACCAUUGAUGUUAUCUGUUCGAGAAACAAGUUCAGUUAUACUGUAGUAAGCUCCAAGAUAUUCUGUGAAGCUUCGCGUGGUCGAAUCACUUGUUUUGCGUUUUUGCAGCCUUAA
This is a messenger RNA of Bursaphelenchus okinawaensis, 2163 nucleotides long. The record is from the annotation of a GenBank genome assembly. NCBI's taxonomy places the organism in Eukaryota, Metazoa, Nematoda, Chromadorea, Rhabditida, Aphelenchoididae.